AUGGCAUAUUCUCUUAAAUAUGAAUAUAUUUAUUUUCAUCCUGUUACAGUUGCAUUGAUGGUAAGUGCAGGAGCUUCAUGUAUCUGUUGUUAUCCAAUGGUUUUUUUUUAUGCUGUAAAACAUAAGACAUACCAUUUAAACUUUAAAAUUAUAUGGAAUUUAAUAGGUAUUUGUUUAAGUAUGUUUUCUUUUGGUUUUAUUAUAAUUACUAUUUAUGAUAAAUCAUGUGGAAUUGGGUGUUCAAGCAUACCAGUAUAUAUUUUUUUUAAAAAUUGGGUAUCAUAUUUUCAUAGAACAGAAAGAUGUUUACUUUUAGGAUUACUUUGUGAAAGAUGUUUUGCUUCAAUACUUUAUGAAAUAUAUGAAAAAAAACAAUUACUUUUUGUUUCAAUAGUUAUAUGCCUUAUUUCUUUUUUAUUUGGUGGAUUAUGGUUUAUUCUUUCAUUUAUAAAUAUAAUUAAUGAUAUGAUAAAUGUAGCAAUUCAUAUUUUUGCACUUUUAUUAUGUCUAAUAGGAAUACUAUUAUUAUAUAUUUUUAAUAAAAAAAAUGAAUUAGUAAUAGAAAGAAAGUUAUCAGCUCGUUUUACUAUUAAAGACAAUAUUCGUACUGUCAAACUUAUAUUAGGUCCUCUAAUUAUUUCAAAUAUAACAGAAACAGUUGGGUGUAUUUUGUUAGAAAUUUCUAUAUUAUUUAUGCAGGAGUAUACUAUUUUAUUAUCAAAAUUAUAUUACUUGACAAUGGCUUUGCAACCAUUAUCAUGGUUACUUCAUAUUUUAAAAAAAAAUAAAGCAAAAAAUCUUAUUCAACCUACAAAAAAUAAUGUUAACAAACAAGAAAAAAAAGAAGAAGGAAAUCACUAUUUUAUAAAUUUACAAAAACAAUGGAAAGUGUAA
Strongyloides ratti is the source of this 894-nucleotide messenger RNA. RefSeq names its product 7TM GPCR, serpentine receptor class e (Sre) family-containing protein. Lineage: Eukaryota; Metazoa; Nematoda; Chromadorea; Rhabditida; Strongyloididae. Bases 1 to 894 code for a protein of 297 amino acids. The transcript has 4 exons. Gene Ontology annotation, cellular component: membrane. The record is from RefSeq and is a predicted model, not a curated record. Gene Ontology annotation, biological process: sensory perception of chemical stimulus.